Dama dama (fallow deer) is the source of this 3074-nucleotide messenger RNA. RefSeq names its product ADP dependent glucokinase (gene ADPGK). The record is from RefSeq and is a predicted model, not a curated record. The coding region runs from base 62 to 1348 and encodes 428 amino acids. Gene Ontology annotation, molecular function: ADP-specific glucokinase activity. Lineage: Eukaryota; Metazoa; Chordata; Mammalia; Artiodactyla; Cervidae. Gene Ontology annotation, cellular component: endoplasmic reticulum. The transcript has 8 exons. Gene Ontology annotation, biological process: glucose metabolic process.
CCCGGAAGAGGCGAGGGCCGGGCAAGGAGGUGUUCUCUGUCGCUUCCACGCCUCUGUCUCCAUGGCGCUGUGGCGCGGCUCCGCGUACGCUGGCUUCCUGGCGCUCGCGGUGGGCUGCGUCUUCCUGCUGGAGCCGCAGCUGCCAGGGUCGGCCCUGCGCUCGCUGUGGAGUUCGCUGCAGCUGGGGCCGGCGCCCGCGCCCCCCGGAGCCGGCUCCCCUGAGGGCCGGUUGGCAGCCGCCUGGGACGCGCUCAUCGUGCGGCCGGCUCGGCGUUGGCGCCGCGUGGCCGUGGGCGUCAAUGCAUGUGUAGACGUAGUGCUGUCAGGGGUGAAGCUCUUGCGGGCACUUGGCUUGAGCCCUGGGAAUGGGAAAGAUCACAGCGAGCUGCGUUCGAGGAAUGAUCUAGAAGAAGCCUUCGUUCACUUCAUGGGGAAGGGAGCAGCUGCUGAACGCUUCUUCAGUGAUAAGGAAACUUUCCAUGACAUCGCCCAGAUUGCAUCAGAGUUCCCGGAAGCCCAGCACUAUGUAGGAGGAAAUGCAGCUUUAAUUGGACAGAAGUUUGCAGCCAACUCAGAUUUAAAGGUUCUUCUUUGUGGCCCAGUUGGUCCAAAGCUGCAUGAGCUUCUUGAUGACAAUGUAUUUGUCCCACCAGAGUCAUUGCAGGAAGUGGAUGAGUUCCACCUCAUUUUAGAGUAUCAAGCAGGGGAGGAGUGGGACCAGUUAAAAGCUCCCCAUGCCAACCGGUUCAUCUUCUCCCACGACCUCUCCAACGGGGCCAUGAAUAUGCUGGAGGUCUUUGUGUCUAGCCUGGAGGAGUUUCAGCCAGACCUGGUGGUCCUCUCUGGAUUGCACAUGAUGGAGGGACAGAGCAAGGAGUUCCAGAGGAAGAGGCUCUUGGAGGUCGUGACCUCCCUUUCUGACAUCCCUACGGGUGUUCCAGUUCACCUGGAGCUGGCCAGCAUGACCAACAAGGAGCUCAUGAGCAACAUCAUGCACCAGUCUUUCUCAGCAUCAGGGUCUUUUCCAAGGAGUCAUUUCUUCACAUCAGGUGGCGAAAGUAUUGGAGCUUCAGCAUCAAUCCUUACACAUGUGGAGGUUGGAAGUGAAUGCCUUUUGCAGUGGAACCCAAAGGAGAAAACCAAAAACCCAACCCCAGUGCUUUCAGCUGAACUUCAGGAAGCUCAGAGAAAGGAAAUUUGGGGGACGCUACACUCCCUCGUCAUCAGGCCCCCAGGUGUUCAGCCUUUGGACAGUAACAAUGAUCAGAUAAGUCCAAGAGUGGGAUGUUUGGGAGCACAGAUUUUGAAAACCAGGAUUGGAAUGCCAGCUUUGCCUGCCACUCUGUAGCUCUGUGAACUUAGGCAGGUUAGUUAACCUCUUGUUUUUUAACAUCUUUCAUGGGUAACAUAUGGUUCAAAAUUCACAAAAUAUUAAAAGAUGCACAAUGAAAUCUCCCUCCUGCCCUUGUACCCACUGUUAGUAACCUCCUUAAGAGUUUUGUCUCAUCCCUCCAGAGUCAUUGUGUGCAUAUGUAAGCAAAUAGGGAAUACAACCUUAUUAUUUCAUCCCUCUUUUUCCCAACAGAUAGCACAGCACACUGCAUAGACUGUUGUACACUUUGCUUUUUUCCACUGGAUGCAUUUUGGAGAUGUUUUCUCUGUCAUCAGCCUCCCCACCGCCACGUGGGUAGAAGCUGCGGUGGUGCACACAGGGUCUUUAGUGCCAGCCAGAGCCAAGUGUUGGGCUCACUGCCCUUUUCUGCUCCUACAGUGAAUAACCUUUUACAUGAGUUUAACUUGACCCAUGACCAGGUACAUGUGGAUGAUACCUUCUCAGAAGUUGAACUGCUAGAUUGGGGGCAUAAAAAUCAUUUGUCAGUUUGAUCCUGCAAAGCUGGCAUCCAUGAGCACAGCACAGGUUUACUUCUACUAGAAUUCUUUACAGUGCUCUUUUCCUCAUAUCUUUGCUGCUGAAACGUGAUUUUUAAAUGUGCUUUCUUACCCGUCUGACAUGUGAAACGUGCUUAGGGCAGUUUUAGGCUCAAGCAGAAGUGAGCAGGAUGUAGGUUCCCACAUAGCUCUUGCACCCCCCGCCCCCAGCCACAGCCUCCCCCGUCCGCAGAUGGGACAUUUGUCACAGUCAGUGAACCAACACUAAGUCGUCGUCAUGUAGAGUCCAUAGUUUACAUCAGGGUUCACGCCUGGUGCUUUUCAGUAUGAUUUUUAUUCAUGUAUUUCUCUUCUUGAGGUUAUUUUUUCACUUCUUUAAAAAGCCAUGUUUGUUUCAUUUUCUGCAUUGCUAUCUACCUGACCUUUCUAAGCCUCUGUCCCCUUAUCUGUAAGGUGGAGGCAACCCUUCCUUCCUUCAGAGUGUUACAGCAAGAAGUGAGUGAAAUAGAGCCGUUAGCUUGGCAUCUGACAUAGACCAUGCGGCAAAUGGAAGUGCUGUUACAUUAGCACCCCUGGUUUUUAUAUAAACACACACAGGGCUCCUCUGCAAAGACACUCACUUUCUGCAGGUCCCUGCUCUGAGAAAGGAAGUGCUAAGUAAGACAGACAGUGAGGUGGACAUCGUGGUUCCCCUCAAGGUAGAAGACCUGGCUCCUGUUCGUUGCCUUUUUCCACAGUGUUAUUAUCGCGUAACGGUCUUCCUAACCCACACCUGCUCAAAAAACUUAGAUCUGAUACGGGGCACUCUCCUCGCAACCCUGGCCGAGGGGUGGGCUCUUCUCCACUGUGCGUGUGUAACACCUGCUGGUGUUCGGGAGCUGAGUCAGGCCCCGUCAGUGGUGAGAGGCUCUGCUGCCCGUGCCAGAGCAGAGGCUGGGCACACUGCUUUGUCCUCAGCGUGUACCCGGAGGCUGGCUCUAAUACAGCAUCACUGCGCCUUCCCCGUGACUGCGCUUGAUACUGCGAGUGGGGAUAGAGGUGCGAGAGCCAGGACAGUGACCUUGGUCCGUCACUUGGUGACCUCAGGGGCAGGGAAGUCCUCUGGCCCUGCCUUCCAUCACUGGCCAUGUCCUAGGAGAGUUAGGAGCUAGGUGUCCAUCAGAAAGAGACCCCCAUUUUGUUUC